GCCAUUUCACUUAAAUGUCAUGUCAUGUCAGUCAAUCAACUGUCAAACUUAAGUACGACAACUAAUGUUAUGAUUUUUUAUUAUAAAUAAUUUAUGUAAUAAAUCAACAAAUGGCACGUUUUAAAAUAGCCUUGAACGGGCAAUAGUCAGUCUCAGUGUUAUGUGAGAUAUUAUUGUAAUGUGUGGGGUUAAGUGCGGUGUCUGGAUUAUGCUAGAUGUUAACUCGAGGCAGACGCAGUAAGAUGCCUUGCGAGAGCUGUGCCGUGCAGUUCAGCGUUUUUAAACGCAAGCAGGUGUGCUAUGAAUGUGAACGGUACUACUGCAGUGGUUGCCUACGCCGCGAGGGCUCAUUUGUGCUAUGUGUGCCUUGCAAAGUGUUAUCAACCAGACCGCUGCUUCGUCAGAGUAUAGCACAUCUUAAAGUCCGCGAUCUGCAGUGUUUUCUGCAGCGGCAGAAUGUUUCCACCAGAGGAUGUGUGGAGAAAGAAGAGUUGGUGAGCCUUUGUCUGUCACACGUGAAUAGUUCGACAUACCGUCGACGGGGGCCUCGUGCACGUCCCUCUCCUUUCAGCUCUCUCAAGGGCUUCACCAACAACCUCAAUGUCUUUAUUAACAAUGCCUUUGAAAUGCGAAACAAUGCACAGCCAGCACCACCACCACCACCUCCACAACAUAGUAACUGCCACAACGCGAGUCACGUGCACACACAGCGGCCGCCGCCCGGUCACCGGACACAACCCGCGCCACACCCACCGAGAGAGAGAUUCACUACAACACCAGGUGGGGAGCGCGACAUAACAGUGCCGGUGCCGUCGCGGGAGUCGCCCGACGAGGGGGAGGCGCAAGCGCAGGCGCGGGCGCACCCGCACGUGGACACCGACGACUGCUACGAGAUAGAGGACCUCGACGACGCCGGCUGGGAGUUCGUCACCCGGCCCGCCGCCGCCUUGCCGAACGAUUCGGAAGUGCUAAUAGCGGAAAGCGACACUCCGGAACGGAGUCGUCCUCCGCCCGCCGAAAGCGCGCAACCCGACGAGUCCCCCCCGAGGCGGGCGCGGCUCGAGGUCCCGGCGGCGGCGGGGGGUGCGGGGGGCGCGGGGCCGCUCGGGCCGCAGCAGCGCGCCGCGUCCGAGGCGGAGCUGCGGCCGCGGGGGGCGGCGCCGGAGCCCGACUCGCUCAGUCUGCACGACGAACCGCUGCCGGACUCCGGAACGGGUGGAGGCCGCGGGGCCGGUGAGCCUGGCGCGGGUGACGUCGGCGUCGCAGCUGGAGGCGCUGAGCGUGCGCGAGCUGAAGCAGCUGCUGGCGCGCAACCGCGUGGCGUACCGCGGCUGCCUCGAGCGGGCCGACCUGCUCGACCGCGCCAGGAUGCUCUACAGGGACCACGCGCUCUACAAACACGAGACGGAGUCGCUGCCGCUGGAGGAGUGCUGCAAGAUCUGCAUGGCGGCGCCGCUGGAGUGCGUGCUGCUGGAGUGCGGGCACAUCGCGGCGUGCACGGCGUGCAGCAGCGUGCUGGCCGAGUGCCCCAUCUGCCGCCAGUACGUCGUGCGCGCCGUGCGAUGCUUCCGCGCCUAACCGCGCCUAGUCUAGUGAUGCUCCGCAGAUAACCCCGUAUAGGAUUCUAGAUGAUAAUCUUCCU
Messenger RNA from Diatraea saccharalis (sugarcane borer), 1642 nucleotides. The record is from the annotation of a GenBank genome assembly. Lineage: Eukaryota; Metazoa; Arthropoda; Insecta; Lepidoptera; Crambidae.